Malassezia restricta is the source of this 1098-nucleotide messenger RNA. RefSeq names its product 4-hydroxysphinganine ceramide fatty acyl 2-hydroxylase. The transcript has a single exon. NCBI's taxonomy places the organism in Eukaryota, Fungi, Basidiomycota, Malasseziomycetes, Malasseziales, Malasseziaceae. Gene Ontology annotation, biological process: fatty acid metabolic process; lipid biosynthetic process. Gene Ontology annotation, molecular function: heme binding; fatty acid 2-hydroxylase activity; iron ion binding. Bases 1 to 1098 code for a protein of 365 amino acids. Gene Ontology annotation, cellular component: endoplasmic reticulum; membrane. The record is from RefSeq and is a predicted model, not a curated record.
AUGUCUUGGAGCAAGACCUUCACUCGGGGCGACGUAGCGCAGCACAGCUCCAAGGAGGACUGCUGGGUGAUUUUUGACAAUGUGGUCUAUGAUGUGACAGACUUUAUUGCGGAUCACCCCGGUGGCGAGGAUUUGAUCAUGGAGUAUGCUGGCCAGGAUGUGACAGCGAUCAUGAAGAACAAGGACUCACACGUCCACUCGCGCAGUGCGUACACGAUGUUGGGCGACUUUGCCAUCGGCAAAGUUUCGUUGCCAGAGACGAUGUCGCCGGAGGGUAUGGCACCGGCCUUCCUGCCAGCGGAUGCGCACAUUUCGGAUGACUUUGUGCCGGAGGAGACAGACGUGGCCAAGGACUAUGUGCACCACCAGUUCCUCGACCUGUCCAAGCCGCUCAUCCCGCAAAUGUGGUACUCAUCGUUCUCGAAGGAGUUUUACCUGGAGCAGGUGCACAUCCCGCGACACUGCAAGGAGCCAGCCCAGCUGAUGCCUUACGCCUUCCUCGAGGUGUUUACGAAGACGCCAUGGUAUGUGAUCCCGAUGAUGUGGCUGCCGAUCGCAGCGGCCUUUUUCCACCUAUCUGCCACGCAGUACAAGGAGUUCUUCUACACGGGCAACGCCACACUGUCGAAUAUGGAAGGCUAUGCGGCCGCGUUUGGCUGCUUUGUCUUUGGUGUCGUGUUCUGGACCUUCCUCGAAUACCUGUUCCACCGCUUCCUCUUCCACAUGGACCGGCUCCUACCGCGCCACCAGUUCUUCUACCUGAUGCACUUUUUGCUGCAUGGCAUCCAUCACUUUUUGCCGAUGGACCGCUACCGCCUCGUUAUGCCGCCCGUUCUUUUCGCGACGCUGUCGUUCCCGAUGCUGCUGCUCGCGCAUGCCGUGCUGCCGACCGCGAUGGCCAACGGCGUCAUCUCCGGCUCGUACUCGAUGUAUGUCGUGUAUGACACGAUGCACUAUGCACUGCACCACACCAAGCUGCCCGAGUACGUACGGGAGCAAAAGCGGUAUCAUCUUGAGCACCACUACAAGAACUACGAGCUGGGCUUCGGUGUGACCAGCAAAAUCUGGGACUAUGUCUUUCAUACUGUACUUGUGUAG